UCAAAUGCUAUCUGUAUUUCUGAGGCGUCGAUUUAAAUAUGUUUGACUAUAAGCUUAACUGUAAUUGAGUUGGACAGGCGCCUUUCAGCUGAAAACCUGCAUCACCGGGAGAAUCAGCAUGGCCGAACAAAAACUGUUGUUUAUAGAUAUCGAGUCCAAAUCAAACAGCUCCACUCCUGCUCAAGGCAGAGCUGAGAAGCCCCCCUGGACUCACAGUGACAACACCUUCAGAUUCAACUUCUUCCCUGACAACUUUCCUGCACGUCAGGAGAAAACCUCUCCAUCAGACAGGACUGAGCCAACAACAAGUCUAAUACAUUUUACUGGACAGACUUCUGCUUUUGCAUUCAACUUUCAAAUCCCUCCUGUAGAAGACAUGAAGACAGAGACAGAGACCCCAGACACCUCUUCACCAGGCAGCCAACAGUGCAUCCAAGAGGAAAAACUUUCCCCACCGCAGGAGGUUAACCCUCCACCUGAACAGUCAGUGCAGUCCAAAGCAAAGAAAAAGAAGAAGAAACCUGGAAAGACAGAACCCUCAGGUAGCAGUGAGCCACAGCAGCAACCAGCUGAGGGGAGUCAAGGAGAUGAUGUCACAGAGCUGAGUGCAGAAGAGCAGCUGAACAGACAGCUGGACUGGUGCAUUGAGCAGCUGGAGCUGGGAAUGAGGUCCAAGAAGGGCACACCUAAACAGAAGGCAGAGGCAUAUUGUGCACUGAAGACUCUACGUAGUUCCAAAGCUCCUUUGGCUAAGAAAAGGCAGGUGAUGAGAGCCAUGACUGGAGACUACAGGAAAAAAAUGGAAGAAGAGAAGAGCAAGCAGUUCAAACUCAUUCAGAGUGAAAUUGCAUCAGCUCAAGUCAAAGCUGUGUCAGAUUCUCCAAAGAAGUCUGUUUUCCACCGGAGAGCUGAAGUCAAGACCCAGAUCCCAACCACAGAGGAGACCCUUCAGCAAACUGGAACCCAGGUUACAGACCUGACAGCACAGACUCAGGAGGAGACCACAGCAUUUGCCUUCACUCAAUCAGAGGAGUUGUUUCGCUUCAAUUUUCUCUGACAUUAAUGCUGAACAUAAUAUGAUGCACUGUGCCUGAUCUGACCUAGUCUGAUCUGUGUGCUGGUCAUCAAACAACAAAAAUCACACAAAACUUUGGUUGAAGUGGAGAUACUGGGACAAAAGCUGUUAAAAUCACAGUGCUAAUAUCGAAGACCCAAAAGUGAUCACUGCUUGUACCAUAUUUCUGAAAAUAAAUGACUUUGUAUUUUUA
This is a messenger RNA of Monopterus albus (swamp eel), 1268 nucleotides long. It is a transcript of the gene cunh8orf33, whose product is annotated as chromosome unknown C8orf33 homolog. NCBI's taxonomy places the organism in Eukaryota, Metazoa, Chordata, Actinopteri, Synbranchiformes, Synbranchidae. The record is from RefSeq and is a predicted model, not a curated record. Bases 119 to 1057 code for a protein of 312 amino acids. The transcript has 5 exons.